AUGGAUAAAUCAGAUUACGUUGCAAAAGCCAAACAACUCCUGUCCGACACGACCACCUAUCGUCCCAUAGAUCAGGACCCUAGUACAAAACUGAGUACUCAAAUCAACACAGCAUUGAAGAAACUACAAGCAGCGAGUGAGAUUACAAAGCUGGAGCGAUGGAAGAUGAAAGCUGAGGACACAAACAUUGCAAGGUUCUAUGGACUGCCAAAGGUACACAAAGACGGAGUCCCAUUGCGUCCAAUCGUCUCGUUGCCAGGAACCCCAUCGUACAAAUUGGCAAAAUGCAUGUGGAAGAAAUUAAAACAUCUAAUUGCCGGCUCUGAACAAAGCAUCAUCAAUGUUGAACAAUUCAUCAACAAACUGAGGUGUGUUACAAUAGAGGAAGAUGAAAUCAUGCUGUCGUUUGAUGUCACCGCGCUCUUCACGUCGAUCAGUCACGAACUUGCAAAAGCAACCAUGAUGGAAUUGCUUCAAAAGCAAUCGAACACAACAGGCAACCUCAAAACGGAAAGCAUAUGGGAACUCUUGGAUCUCUGCAUGACUACUUAUUUUUACUUUGAUGGGCAAGUAAGCCAACAACUGAAAGGAACGCCCAUGGGAUCGCCCAUCUCAGGACUUAUUGCAGACGCUGUGAUGCAAAGACUGGAGAGCAUCACAAUACCGUUAAAUAAACCAAAAUCAUGGAUCCGGUACGUGGACGACACGUUUGUCGUCAUCAAACGAGAUUCCAUGCAGAAUACUAAUGAGUUAAUCAACAACACAUUCCAGGAUAUCAAGUUUACAAUUGAACUCGAAAAAGACAACCAGUUACCAUUCUUAGAUGUACUGGUCCAAAGAAACACUGACGGAACACUUCAGACAUGUGUAUAUCGAAAGAAGACUCACACCGACCAAAUAUUAAACUACCACAGCAACCAUCCCCUGAACCACAAGAAAAGCUGCAUUCAAAGCCUUUUCAAUAGGGCCGAAACACACUGCAGCACGACAGAAUUGAGGAAGAAGGAAGAGAACCACCUAUACCGGGUAUUGCAAAACAACGGGUAUCCAAGAAACUUCAUCAGAAGAAGCGCAAAGAAGAGGGUGCAGCAGCAACAGCAGGAAAACAUUGAUAAACGGGUAGCGCUUCCUUACAUCAAGAAUUAUCUGAACUAA
Molecule: messenger RNA, 1155 nt
Organism: Dicrocoelium dendriticum
Lineage: Eukaryota; Metazoa; Platyhelminthes; Trematoda; Plagiorchiida; Dicrocoeliidae
Source: the annotation of a GenBank genome assembly